GGUUGUCAUGUUACCGUCCCCAAACGACGCCACAUGGGUGGCAGGAAAAGCAGUCGAAGCCGUGGUGCGGUCACAGCGGUCUCCUGCAGCAUGGACAGCGACGAUGAAAAUGUAGAAGAGGUUGUAGAAGGUCCAUUGGAUGAAGAUGGUCAGCCCCAUGGUUUCUGCACUGUGACCUACUCGUCCAGUGAUCGCUUUGAAGGACAUUUCACCCAUGGAGAGAAAAAUGGCAAGGGCAAGUUCUUCUUCUUUGAUGGAAGCACUUUAGAGGGGUUCUAUGUAGAUGAUGCUCUGCAGGGCCAAGGAGUGUACACCUACGAAGAUGGGGGCGUCCUCAACGGGACAUAUGUGGACGGAGAGCUUAAUGGGCCUGCUCAGGAGUUCGAUGGCGAGGGUCACCUGGUGUUCAAGGGCCAGUACAAAGACAACAACCGCUGUGGGGAAUGCUGGGUCUACUACCCUGACAGAGGCUGUGUGUUUGGGGAGGUAAACGAGGACGGGGAACUGACUGGUGACUCUGUAGCGUAUAUCUACCCUGACGGUCGAACGGCUCUAUAUGGAAGCUUUGUGGAUGGGGAGCUCAUUGAGGCCCAACUUGCUGCUGUCAUCUCCAACCAGACUGGGAGACCACGCUUCGAAAUCAGCCCCAAUAGUCCUGUGUACUCGUAUGACAAAUCCACAUCCACCUGUAUCGCCACCCAUACUCUGCUUCCAGAUCCUUAUGAGAGCCAAAGAGUGUUUGUGGCAGACUCUACAAUCAGAGGAGCAGGACAGGGACUUUUCGCCAAGACAGAUGCUGAGGCCAACACUGUGAUGGCUUUUUACAAUGGAGUACGCAUCACCCACUCUGAGGUGGACAGCAGGGACUGGGCACUGAAUGGAAACACAAUUUCACUCGAUGAGGAUACCGUGAUUGACGUCCCUCAGCCAUUUGACCAGGCGGACAGAUACUGCGCGUCUCUGGGUCAUAAAGCAAACCACUCUUUCAUCCCCAACUGCAAAUAUGACCCGUUUGUCCAUCCUCGUUUUGGGCCAAUCAAGUGCAUCCGAACCUUGAGGGCUGUGCAAAAAGAUGAGGAGCUAACGGUCGCCUACGGUUACGAUCACCAGCCAACUGGAAAAAAUGGCCCGGAGGCUCCUGAUUGGUACAAGCGAGAGCUAGAGGCGUUUGAGCAGAGAGGAGGGGCUCCUACUGGACAGUGAGAUUGCAGAUGAAUACCUCUGGACGUUCCCCUCUACCUGUGCUACCACCUUACAAGACUGCUGGAGCAUUGUGGCAAUUGAUAUUAGAGAAAUAUUUGCAAAGUUACCAAGUUUAGUAUUCAAAUGGAAUACUACUUGAGCAAUUCAGGAUGAUUGGAGGCCUCUCUCAGGCCAAAGAAACACAAGAACUAUGCAAGAAACCAAAUGAUAUUAGAGGAGACACAUCUGUGGCUGGAGGCGCCGCUCUGUCUGACAUCCUCUUCAUCACACACACCCUCAUUCAAGUCAAGAUUUCUGUGCAAUGAUGACUUCCUUCAGUUUCCACUGUCUGAAUCCUCACUCACUGUGUGCGUCUUCUAGCUGCUGUUUACCUAACAGAGCUCCCCUCCAAACACCACUAUUUGGACCCCACAGUCUUUGUGUCAUCUGUUGCAAACUGUUCAGCCCACACUUCAUUUGCACUAAUUUACGUAUCCCAAUCUAUACAUUUCAUAAAGUGUAACUUGACAGAUCUGUUUACUUGCUGUACAGGAUAAACAUCGCAGUGGCUAAUUUAUUUCUAAGAUCUGAAGUGGUUAGGUACUGCACUCCCUGAGCUUUGUAAAGGGCGUUUCUAAUCCAAGAACUUUGGGAGAAAAUAAUGGAAUGUCUGCCAUUACUCACCUGUGAGCUUGUUUCACUUUUCUAACCAAACUAUCUGUGUGCAUAUGCUCUCGGAAAUAAAAGUACAAGGUAAGGAAACCCA
Messenger RNA from Haplochromis burtoni (Burton's mouthbrooder), 1948 nucleotides. It is a transcript of the gene setd7, whose product is annotated as SET domain containing 7, histone lysine methyltransferase. The coding region runs from base 34 to 1203 and encodes 389 amino acids. NCBI's taxonomy places the organism in Eukaryota, Metazoa, Chordata, Actinopteri, Cichliformes, Cichlidae. Gene Ontology annotation, molecular function: histone H3K4 monomethyltransferase activity; protein binding. Gene Ontology annotation, cellular component: chromosome. Gene Ontology annotation, biological process: regulation of DNA-templated transcription. The transcript has 8 exons. The record is from RefSeq and is a predicted model, not a curated record.